Peniophora sp. CBMAI 1063 is the source of this 1842-nucleotide messenger RNA. The record is from the annotation of a GenBank genome assembly. NCBI's taxonomy places the organism in Eukaryota, Fungi, Basidiomycota, Agaricomycetes, Russulales, Peniophoraceae.
AUGCGACAUUGUCGAGUACUCCAGGUUUUUUCUUUCCUUGUCUUUUGUAGCUGUAUACCCUUCGUUCUCGGUCAAACUUUCACUCAGACUGCAGCUUGGCGGUCGCCGUCUAUCACAGUCGAUGUCGCGGACCGUACAUCUCUUGCGCAGGACGCCCUAAGCGUAUUGAGCCACCAAAUCAACUACACGAGCGGUGCCACAGACUCUUUGGGAGUGACAGAGUCCGCCGCCUUGCUGUUGACGAUGUCUGAGUACGACCUACGCAUGGGGAGCACCGUCUUCCAAAGCAACGUGACGGCCGCUUUACAAGCGUAUGCGGCGGUCACAAACUGGACCACUACACCUGACCGUCUACGAUGGGGGUUGGCUUUCUUCGCCGCUUAUCAAGCUUAUCCCGAUAGCCCACAACAACAGUCCUUUCUCGACUCUGCGAAGGCUUCGUGGGCUGCUGCUCAUGUCUACUAUGUUACCCCGGCGGCGGCGGCAAACGGCUCUCUUCCAGGUCUUCCACUCUUUGAGCCUACUUGCUCUCCUCUACUCGGCGGGAUACCGGCAACGGUCGCAGGCGCCACUUUCUGGGUCGGCCAACCUAUCAUCAAUGGGGAGACGAUCGGGCCUUGGAUAGCUCUCUCUUCGUCACUAUACACGGCUACUUUCAACACCACGUAUCGCGAUGCGGCGCAGCAAUCUAUACAAUUUGUCAAGAACUUCCUGUCCAACGGAACAAUGAUUCUUGACACAUACGAGAUACAAGGCUGUAGCGUGAUGUCUGCUGGCACUUUCACGUACAACGGCGGGUACUUUCUGCAAGGCGCGAGUAUUUACUACGGGAACGUCACUACACCAUCCGCUCAAGAUGUUUCCGACUUGAAUGAGCUGGUUGCUGGACUGAUUCUCUUUCCCGGGUGGACAAGAGCUGAUGGUGUUAACUUCGAAGAUCAGAUUACCAAUACCACCGGUGAUCUAAGCCAAGAGCAGUUGUCCGCCGACUGGAAAGCUAUCCUUGUCUCUGGGUUGUACCAGUGCAUGGCUGCAGGGCUUCUCAACAGCACUGUCGCCAAUUUGACACAACGGUACAUUGCGGUGCAAUUCAAUGCUGUACGCGAGUUAGCGAACUACACCACGUCUGGGAUCAACGGCCAGGUUUAUGGUCCGAGUUGGGUGGGCGCACCAUUGCGCCUUCAGCAAUAUCUAGCAUAUGGCCAGUUAGCUGCAGCCGAACUAUUCACUGUUGCGCUGGGGACCGAGUUUACUGUGACCACAUCAAACUCUACGAUUGUGCCCUCAUCCACUGCUUCGAGUCGUGUAUCGGCAGCAUCGUCGCAGGUGCCUCAACCGAAGUCCCUCGUGGGUCCCAUCGUGGGAGGUGUGGUAGGCGGUGUAGGAGUCAUUCUCAUCGGCGUCCUCAUCGGAGUUCUCUUAUGGCGUCGAAGGAGACGCCAGACAGGCGAAAUAUAUCCCACGCUCGAACCACAUUCUGCCAUGAGCGCCGAGCCUUUCAUUCUCACAACCGAGGAGUACCCGGAUACAAGACACCCAAACAUGCUAGCGCAAGCAGUGGACUCUCCCGCGCGCAUGACCAAACUGCAACCCAUGCGGUACAUACCUACUGCAUCCGAUCUAACUAUUCCGGCGGAGUCGCAGUCACCUCUCGGAAGCGCCACAUCACCUCGGACGCAAAACGAAAGAUCAACGCAAGAGGGUAUGGUAUCAGUGGACGCGGGGGCGCUACAGAGGUUGCUUGUUGGUAUUGGGGGUGCUCUGUCAGACCUCCAGAGACGCGAAGGUCUGGGUGGUCCGAACAGUGGCGUUGAACCUCCAAGAUAUGAUGACUCGCAAUAG